Bursaphelenchus okinawaensis is the source of this 2915-nucleotide messenger RNA. Lineage: Eukaryota; Metazoa; Nematoda; Chromadorea; Rhabditida; Aphelenchoididae. The record is from the annotation of a GenBank genome assembly.
AUGGAUAUUGUGACUUACAAAAGCUCGGAACGGUGAUUAUUAUUAGCUCUUGUGGUCACGGUCUUCAACCUUUCUUGGGCUUUGUUUCGCUAAUUUCUUUACAAUAGUUACCUCAAGUUUUGCUUCUACCAACAACCAAACCAGAAUAUAUUUUAAAAUAGUUAGUAAAGUAAAGACACUACUCUGUACUGCUUUACAAUAUGUAUUAGUAAAGUUUCUACUCGUUACUAAUGUAAAAAGUGAUUAAUCGACGCGCUGUAAUUUCUUUGUAAACAAACACAUUUCUGAGUAAAGGUUAACGAUGUCUUUUUUGAUCCGUAAAGAUGAACAUGGAAAUUCAAGUUUAAUUUUAGAAAUUUAGCCUUGAUUUAAAAACCCCUAAGGCUAUAACUUAAAAUUUUUUUCCAAAAUUUUGAAAUAUGAAUUUGCUAGCUAAUUAAUUAGCUUCCUACUAAAUCUACACAAGCUUAUACAUCUUUUACUAUAAUUUUGCAUUUCAGUAUUGGCACGACAGCUGGCUCCAAUGGAAUCCGGCCAAUUACGAAGGCGCUACAGAAGUCUUCCUACCGUCGUCCGAUAUUUGGCUCCCCGAACUCAGUCUCUACUACAGUCUAAACUUUAACAGUGCCGUCAAACUACUCAGUAACAACGAUGCCAGGGUUAACUAUACGGGUCAUGUUCGCUGGUACCUUCCCUUCUCUACAGAAUCUCUAUGUUCAUCGGUCGAUGUCAAGUUCUUUCCAUUUGAUAUGUAAGUUUUGAUGGAAUGUACUAAAUAAAGUAUUUGGUAUAGUUCAAAAUAAUCUGGACUAUAUUGAAGUAUAUUGUUUACUACGUCAAGAAUUGCACUAUAAUUAUCAAGAAAAGAAAAUUUUAUUUGUAAAGUCGUAUGUUGACUAAAACACCACCUUUUGUUGUGAUGUUGUUAUAAGAAAACUAGCCUAUAUAUGUCUUGUUUUAGCCAACAAUGCACGCUGAUGUUCGGAUCGUGGGCCCAUUCCAACGAUUCGAUCAAGUUUGCGUUGUAUUCUCAGAAUCUUUCACUUAUUGACUUUUACGACAAUCAAGAAUGGCAAUUGGAUAUGGUAAGCUGAGCACCUUUAGAAGUAUAGUAUAAAGGUUACCUUAACUUUACCGUCUUUUUGAAUAACUGUUUUGAAAUGUCAUGUUUUUCAGAGCCGAAGUCAUAUCACCGCUCAAGCUUUUUUAUACGAUUAUCUGGAUCCUCCUCUGUUUUGGGAGAUGAUCAUAGUUGAGUUAGUUGUUGGACGACAAAGUUUUUACUAUGGUAAGUCAAUUUUACUGUAAUAUAGGUCAAAAGGCAACAUGAUGAUUUUGAUAUUCUAAACUCAAAUAAAAUCUUUUUUGUCCAUUUUUAAGUUUACUAUGGUAGCUACAGAUAUUACUUCCUGCCCUUAUUACCAUUGAUUUUCAGUGUUCAACCUGGUGAUUCCUAGUGGAAUCAUCGCUGUAGUCGCCGUUGUCGGCUUCCACACUCCAUCGACGUCAGCGCGUGUAAGAGACGCCAAGUUCAGAUUAGGAAUCAUGACACUCAUGUCAAUGUCAACCAUCGUAGUAGCUAUUGUAGAAGACAUGCCCAAGUUCAGUAUGUCUGGAAGUCGAAAAGCUCGAGGGUCUUUCAGUGGAGUUCCGUUGAUAGGUAAGAUCACUUUUAUUAUUGUUAUCUUUUAGGUAUUUUAAAGUGGAACAGUGAUGUUAGCUCCAGUUUUAAUAGCAUUUACUAUUAUAGUCACAAGAAGUUGAAAAAUUAAAAUUUUAGGUCUUUACUACUUUAUGCUACUGGUAAUUGUGGGUCUUUCAACAAUGACAACAUCAAUGUUUGUAUUUUUGGAACGAGACUUUCGGACAAAAAGAAGAAUACCAUGGUAUCUCAGAUGGUUAUCAUAUGACAUACGACGAAGUACCUUCAGGUAAAUACAUUAAUUUUUUUUAAAUUGAUGACAAAUGACUUAAUUUUUCAAAAAUGAUAUUUUUUCUUUUAGACGAGCUUACAAUUACGAAGAUACAACCCUAGAACCAGAAACUACGGUGAGUAAUAUUAAAAAACAUUUUACAUUACUUUUACAAUUCUAUUAUUUUUACAAUAAUAACUAUUAUCUUACAGGACGCCUUGUUAUCACAAUCAAGUGCUGGACCCCACAGACAUUUGAACGGAUUUGUCGGCGAGGGAAACGGUCCUCGCUCCAGAAACAAACAACAAUAUACUCAAGGAAUGGCUAUGUCCAUCCUCAAGUUAGUACCUCACGAAAACGAUAACGAAAGACAACAAGCUCAAGCCGUUGUAGAUGAAACUGUAGAUGGAUAUCAACACACAAUAUUCAAUCCUGGAGCUGUAGGUUUUUAAUAUUUUAAAUCUAAAUAACCUAUUAAAAUAUAUUGAAUAUUAAACGUUGUUUCAGCAAGAAGAACCUAGUCCACCAUUGAGAAGACAGCUGAGGAAACGCCUCAGCUUGGCUCACUAUGACAACAUGUUACUAUACCAGUACUUUGGUCAACAAAUCGAAGAUUUGAGUGGACUGCUUCAUCGGAUCGAAAAGUCUGUCACUGGCAUAAAGUAAGCACUUAUAAAUAUACAAUUAAAUUGAUAAUUUUUCGCAUAAAAAUGAGUUAUAACAUUCCACAGUAAUCUUAUAUGUUUUUCACCUACACAAAUCUAAACAUUUUUUUAUUUCAGAGGUGACAUGUUAGCUCUAACGCCUCAAAACGACCUACACUCAAAGUGGCAAACCGUCAUACGACGUCUAGAACUGCUAUCUCUCAGCUUCUACAUGAGUUUACUCUUCACAACAGCUUUCCUAUUCUUCUACCACGAUUGGUACUGUGCCAUUGGACAUUCCCCUUGUGGUACUCCCAAUCACAAGUGUCCUUGGAUGAAAGUGGAACCAUGUGGCUGA